Messenger RNA from Cordyceps fumosorosea ARSEF 2679, 2307 nucleotides. RefSeq names its product serine/threonine-protein kinase MAK. Gene Ontology annotation, molecular function: protein serine/threonine kinase activity; ATP binding. The transcript has 2 exons. Gene Ontology annotation, biological process: protein phosphorylation; intracellular signal transduction. Bases 1 to 2307 code for a protein of 768 amino acids. Lineage: Eukaryota; Fungi; Ascomycota; Sordariomycetes; Hypocreales; Cordycipitaceae. The record is from RefSeq and is a predicted model, not a curated record. Gene Ontology annotation, cellular component: cytoplasm; nucleus.
AUGACUGUACCUGGCGAACUAACCCACCGUGGCCAACCCCAGGACUCGCUGGCUCUCGAGGAUCGUUUUGAAGUUCUCAAGGAAAUCGGCGAUGGCUCCUUCGGCAGUGUUGUGCUCGCUAGGGUUCGCACUGCGGGUGCCAAUGUCGCCCGUCGCGGCUCUGUCGUCGCUAUCAAAUCCAUGAAGAAGACGUUUGAUUCAUUGCAGCCAUGCCUGGAGCUGCGCGAAGUCGUCUUCCUACGCACCAUUCCUCCUCACCCACACCUGGUCCCCGCCUUGGACAUUUUCCUCGACCCGUACAGCAAGAAGCUGCACAUUUGCAUGGAAUACAUGGAAGGCAACUUGUACCAACUAAUGAAGGCGCGCGACCACAAGUGUCUCGACAACGCCAGCGUCAAGAGCAUCCUGCUGCAGAUUAUGCAUGGUCUUGAGCACAUCCACGCCCACCAGUUCUUCCACAGGGAUAUCAAGCCGGAAAACAUCCUCGUCUCCACAUCGUCACAUCAGGAGUCGUCAAACUCGUUCCGACGAUACUCUGCCCUCGUUACACCGCCCUCAACACCACCAGCAUACACUGUCAAGCUUGCAGAUUUUGGUCUCGCUCGUGAGACCCACUCCAAACUGCCCUACACAACGUACGUUUCCACACGAUGGUACCGCGCCCCCGAAGUUCUUCUGCGGGCUGGCGAGUACUCGGCACCCGUCGAUAUCUGGGCAGUCGGUGCCAUGGCCGUUGAAAUCGCCACGCUCAAGCCACUCUUCCCUGGAGGAAACGAGGUGGACCAGGUCUGGCGCGUCUGCGAGAUUAUGGGCAGUCCCGGUAACUGGCACAACAAGGCUGGCCAACGCGUUGGCGGUGGAGAGUGGAGGGAGGGAAACAGACUGGCCAGCAAACUUGGAUUCUCAUUUCCCAAAAUGGCACCUCACGCUAUCGACACAAUUCUGCAAGCUCCUCAGUGGCCGGCAUCUCUGGCCCAUUUCGUCACCUGGUGUCUGAUGUGGGAUCCCAAGGCCCGCCCUACAUCUGCGCAAGCCUUGGCUCACGAAUACUUUGCCGAUGGCGUUGACCCGCUUCGUCCCCGAUCAGCUGCUUCCAAAAUCCUCGGCCGCAAGCAGUCCGACCUUGGUCGCUCAGCCAAAGACUCCUCGUCAGGAAACGCCCCGUCAAGGUCGUCCUGGUUCCGCAAGUCACUUAUAGGUGGUAGAAGCGAAGCCCCCGAGCCGGUGGUUGCCAAAGAUCCAGCACCGCGACCCGCGGUUGUGCAUGCUGCUUCUUCCAACGAUCUAAAAGGGUCGCGGACAACCAAGCGCAGCACGUGGGCCAAUGGUCUCUCCAACGUCGCUCCUAUGCCCAUUCUUCCCAGCAUCCGACCUAUCUCGCCACUCUCUGACGCCGUUAACGCUCGCGGCAACAAUGGACCAGCCGAUGCCCCACCACCCGUCGGUAUCACCCAAGAGAAGAAAAAGCUUGGGAGACAGCUGUCCGUUGCUUCUAGUACCAACAACUACAAUACUGAAAUGCACCGCCAGCAGGCUGAGCGUGCGCUCAAUGGCCAGACUGGUCUUGCCUCUCCCCCAAGCAGUCAAAAAGAAAGCUUCUUCUCGCAUCUGCGCAAACGCGCCCGUCGAUUCUCUGGUCGUCACCAGACCCCGGUCUCGCCCGCAUUUGAGGAGAUGGAGCCGCAGGUCGGCUGUGGCCCUUGGAACAGUAACAGGUCAUCCUUAGUCAUGGAUCAAUCUGGAGCCCCAAAACCGGAGGUCUAUGAGUCUCUUGAUCGUGCUCUCCAGAACGCACAGGGUGGCGUUGCCCCAGCUCCCCCAAUGCAUCAUGCUUCCUCGGCAAGCAAGCUCAAGCGACACCACUCGCUGCCACAACAGCAGCCUCGUUCUGUCGACAACCUAAUUGGCGCUGCGCGAGGUGGUCCCAUCUCCAGCCGUACGCGCCGCUCGCAAGCGACUUAUGGUGUUCAUCAGUAUGAAGCACCUGCCGAAGAGGAUGAACUGCUAGAUGAAGUCCUCAACUCGACCCAGCAUGCCAUGAACCGCCUUGAUGGUACCAACCGCAAGCCCCUCCGCCAGUCGAUUAGCAACAUCGGCCUCACUUCUCAACCGUACCCUAGCCCAUCACCAUCGGCAAGCGGCAGCCAGAUUCUGUUUUCUGACGGAAGCGAGACCAUGACCCCACGACCUCUGGACCUUGGCAAGAAGAAUACCAACCAGUACAAGUGGCCGACGCCCCCAUACGAGGGUGGCGAAUGGAAUUCGUCCGGCUCGAACCAUCUUUGGGCCACCGGAAACCGGAUCUAA